Molecule: messenger RNA, 993 nt
Organism: Westerdykella ornata
Lineage: Eukaryota; Fungi; Ascomycota; Dothideomycetes; Pleosporales; Sporormiaceae
Exons: 1
Coding region: 1-993 (330 amino acids)
Source: RefSeq, a predicted model, not a curated record
AUGCCCUGUCCCGAAAGCACUUGUUCAACGGAGCCGUACAAUCUGGACCACACCACGGCAUAUCUGCAGAACCCGAAUGCCAUCAUGGGCAUGUAUGGCGCAAAUUUUCAAUGGAACCAGGCCAGCCAAAGAAUUCCACUGAACAGGCCCUCUACAUACCUGGAGGACCAGAACAGUCAAGCCUCCUACACUCUUGCGGGAUUACCUGUGCUGCAGACCUCCAAUCUGCCGCCGAACACCACUGCAGAGGCAAUGUCUCCGCUUAAUAUGACGUCGAUACAAUCUGCCCUUCCAUUAUCAUUACCAAUGAGGCCACAUAACCAAGCUGCCGCUCCUCGGAGGCAACUUCCGAUUCCUCAGCCGUCGCCUGCUCGUAGGGCAAGAAACGCGGUGGAUAUCCUGCAAGAUCAGAGGCUUCGUUCUGUACAAACCAUCCCUGGAAUUCAAAUGCAUUCAUUUGCAAGGCCAGCACUCACUUGGAGCUCCGACUCUUCCGGUUCCGAUGCUCAAAGCACACCUUCCUCCGAAGCAUCAUCAAACAAUAUCGUGGCGCAUAGCGCGACUACAAGAGACAUAAACGACACCAUCGCAUAUAGCGGUAUUACCGCAUCGACAAAGCGAGAGUCCGUCAGUUCGAACACGCAGCAGCAGCUCAGCUUCAGUACUUCGCCCCUCCUUGAAACAAUGCCCACUGUAGCUGGAACAACGACAUACUCCAAUUUCCGGAACUACACACUGCCAACCUCCUCGUCUACAGAUACACUCGCCGUAUUAGCCCGCCCGAACUCUCUGUCCAACAUGUACAGUUUCAGUACGGACAGCUCAGAGAAGCAAACGCCGCUGAGGAGAUCAUCCAACGAAGGCGCCCUUAUAAGCGGCCAGCAAUACACGCCUCUUCAACCGUCGCCGGAUGGUACACAUUUGGUGGAACUGAAAUCCCAGCCACCUUCAAUCAAUCCGUCCUCUAUGCCUACUUUGAAUCGCAGUUUCUAA